AUGAACAGCGAGGACUCGGACAUUGAGGUUGUUAGUGGCGACAUGGGUAAAAAGCUACACUUUAACCCCGUUAGAGCGGCAGUGGCAUUACAGCUGUGCAGAAAGCUUAAGGUAGACUGUAGACAGCAGUAUAGCAAAUUCACGGAUGUUUGUGAAUUAGGAGCUCCUUGUAAGAAUGUGAAGAUUAAAAGUGAUGGGAAUUGCUUCUUUAGGGCAGUCAGUGUAGCUGUGAGCGGUACCGAACACCAUCACGGAUGAAUAAGAGAAGCUGUAGUGAAUCACUUGCAAAGCAAUGAAGCUGCAUAUGCCAACAUUCUGAGAAGGGGUUACCUUUCGGUGUCAGACUACAUUGACGCAUCUAAAAUCAGCUCUCUAGGAAGUUGGGCGACAGAGGUUGAGAUUCAAGCAACAGCAGAUUAUUUGGGUGUCAACGUAUUCACAUAUUACACUGACCGUUGGUUUCAGUACAGUUGCAACAGUGUUCGGGUCUCAGGGUCAGGGGAUUUAUUUAGCAAAUAGCAGCAGCCAUUAUGAGACCGUCAUUUGUGUCACAAGUCCUCUGAAGCAGUCUUGUCAUGGCUACUGCAAAGUAGCCGUAGUUGCAUCAGAUACAUCCAAUUGUCUGACCUCAAAUUCUGCUUAUGCUGAUUCUACAUCUCAAUCCGAGAUUGCUUCACCAUCACCGACAUCGAUUCGUCCAGAUAACACAGUGUCUGUGAAUGACGACGACUACUGCGAAAAGGAGAGCGAUGAGCGCGAGGAGGGGUCCCGCCGCUCUGAUGAGCAUCAAACGGACUUGACGGGCACGAGUGACCACGAUGUUGAUUUUUACCGAGAUACUGACAGUCCUCGGAGCCGCUAUGAGUAUGACGAUUACCGCAGUGACACUGCAGAGCUAGAUGUUGAAGGACACUUCAGUGAAGAUGAGGCCUGGGAGAAUAAUCCUGAUGAAGAGUAUGACCGCUAUGGCUUGCUAUCAAGGAGACAUGUAGAAAAUUAUAUCGUUGAAAAUAUGGAGCAUCGUCCCUAUGGCGAUAGCCUUGUAACUCCAGGUGACAUGGAGGAUACCACUGAAGCUGAUUUACCACGUAACAGCUUUGUGGAUCAGUGUGAACUUUUCAACCACUCUGAUGAGCAUCAAACUCCGAGGGACUUGAAGGGCACGAGUGACCGCGAUGCCGACUUUUACCGAGAUUCUAACAGUCCUCCAUGAGCUGCCAUGAGUAUGACGAUUACCACAGUGACACUGCAGAGCUAGAAGUCGAAGGACACUUCAGUGAAGAUGAGGCCUGGAGGAAUACUCCCGACGAAGAGUAUGAUCGUCGUGGCCUGCUAUCAGAAAGACAUGUAGAAGGUGACAUUGUUGAAGACGAGGAGUAUUAUCCCUACAGUGAUAGCCUCGGAACUCCAGGUGACACGGAAGAUACCAGUGAAGCUGAUUUACCACGUAACAGCUUUAUGGAUCAGUCCGAACUUUUAAACGAUGAGAUCUGUAUCGUACUGUGGGAUUGCGAUGAAGAAGUUGAAGAGGAGUUUGGCUCAAAUAACCGCUACGCAUCUACCUGCCGCUGGACCGAAUUGCAGGAAUCAUGGAAAUCGUUUGUCAGUUGGCUGGGUGAGCGCUGGUGGGGCUCGGUGUCAGAAGAGUCUGUCAGGACCUUCAUGGAUACAUCUGAGAGACGUCGCAUCAGGGAUAUCGUCGUCUCGGCGUGCUUAGGUGACACGCCCGGGGGAGUUUGUUCUUUCACAGCGAAGACUGAAAGUGGCCUGCUGUCAUUUCCUUUGCUUAUCCGUCAAAGAUGCUACGUAUGUGCUGACUUGGCGGAAGGUGAUUUUUCGUGUCCGAUCGACAUGUUGAGAAAGCUGGCCCGUGAAACCUACACACACUUGCUCCCCCGACCCACAACAAUACCUUCCAAUCCCCAGUACUUUUCUCUUACACGGGUAGUGGAUGAUAUGUGCAGCGUUUUAGAUUUGCUGAAAAGUGGAUGGUGUGACGUUUCCCAACCCCAUCGCAUAAUAGAGUAUCUACAAAACAAGGAAGGACCCUCUGUUAACCCAGCAGCAUUAAUUUGCUGCGUAGAUGAUGACAGUCCAGGAUACCUGUUUGAGAUUAUAGACGCCAAAGGGAAGAGGCUGAAAGUAACAUUUAAUAAAUUGGGCUUCACAUUUGGAUCGGGUCUACAUUUCUCAGGACUCAUAAGUCUGCUGUCACAUAUCUGUGAGGUUGAUGGAGUAAACUUUGUGAUUAACUGUAGAUUCUUGCCCACUGCAAGCGAACUGGAGCGUCCGAUGUAA
Molecule: messenger RNA, 2298 nt
Organism: Xyrichtys novacula (pearly razorfish)
Lineage: Eukaryota; Metazoa; Chordata; Actinopteri; Labriformes; Labridae
Source: the annotation of a GenBank genome assembly